UAGUGUGGGUCGUGUGGGUCGUGUGGUGGUGUCGGUUGUGUCUCUCCUAUACAUAUACCGAGAUCGCCCAUUCGCCCAUUCAUUGGCCUGUUGAUGAGAGAUAGACAGAGAUGGACCGAGAGUGGCUCAAGUAUGAGAGAGACAUGUUAAAGUGAGUGAGAGAGAUAAAGAGAUAAAGAGAAAAGGAGGGGGAGUUACAUACGUCUCGAUGGUGGUGCAACAGAGAGGUAGAAUAGGCUGUGAAAAGGUAGUGGAGGGAGAUGGGAAUCCAUUAACGAGUGGAGUGUAGAGUAUAUAGUGUAGACUUGUAGAGAGAGGAGAAGGCAAAACUCAAACGCCAAAACCUGCGAGCGCAGAGAGCACAGCUCACGGGGAGAAGACCUCAAGCGGCAGAUGCUCACCAGCUCACCUCAGUUCGCUCGUUGACGUGUACUUGGACGGAGUCCCUCUUAUUCAUUUCCAAUUAAUCCGACACGUUUUCACGUUUCUUUUUUUUUUUUAUUUUCUCCACCCAGUUUUUCUCCCUCUCAGUUUAUCGUAACCACCCCGGGGGCCAUUGAUAGUACGAGGAUUAAUACCAGCCACGGAUAAUCACGUAAACAACAACACCAGUGGAAUAAUAUGGUUUUUACAUCUGAAUGUUUCCUGAGAAUGAUGAUCAUUUGAGGCGAGGACUUGCCAGCCACUUUGAACCGGAUGAGUUUUGUGAGGCGAAUCAAUGUGUGCUUGUUGAUUGUGGAUUUCUUUUUUUUUCCUACUGGUCAUUCCAGCGAGUUGUUUUGGUUUAUUCAUCCGGUGGUGAGUGAACAAAUGAGAGGCAAUCAGUGCUCGGGACAACGUGAAUUUGAAACAAACCAGUGAGGUGGGAAGACAGGGGCAGAGUUUGAAAAAAAAAAAAUAAUAAAAAGGAGAAACAUAAGAGGAAGGGAAAAAAAGAAGUCGAGUGGCAGAGAUGUGGCAAUGGCGCUCGUGUCCAACAAGCAAUGGAGUGGCUGGUCUACGCACGGGCUUAGUUUGCACGUAGUUCGUGGCUGAAGGGAGGAAACUAUUAUUUAUACUACUGGGAAAAUAACAAUUUGAUUGUCCCACGGGGUUGGAGGACUCGAGCUGUGUGAGAGCCCCGAGGGCUACACUUUGUUUCCCCCAAAAUUUCCUUUGUUUUUCCCCUGAUAUUCAUCCAUCAAAAUUGUCAAUGAAUCGAUGGUAAUGUCAAUCGCAGGUUGAUUGACACCGAUUAAAUCACCACCUUGAUGCAUGUGGAAACGAAUAAUUGGACAGCCCCAGGAAAGGCUUUUCAUGCAGGUCUACACCUCUGACUCGACCAUCUCAGCUCAAGGAUUUCACGAAAUUUGAAUGAAGAUGAGGGAAGACAGGAUAAAGAUUAAAGGAGGGAACUUGAUUAUUGGAUUUGGAUGGAUUUCCUAAGGUGCGCGAGUGGUCAAUUAGUUAUUGGAGUUGCCUAUUACUUUUUUUUUAUUUUUGUUUUGUAGUCAUAUUUAUUUUUAAUAUGAUUGUUUUAUGAGGAUUAGGCUGGUGCUAAUUCCCCAGUCUGUGUGUGUGUGUGUGUGUUGGCGGUUGUUUUCUUUCGAUUACUUUGAAGAGAAUAAUUGUACAUAAGGGAGAAAACGCUGAGAUACUUGUGAAGAAAGAGGUAACACACAUGCCUGUAGCAGGGGGAAUUCUCGUCGCUAGGAGUGCAUCGAGGUGUCUAUACUCUGCCGCUGGUAUGCUCAGGUUCCUCGCCAGACUUUCAGGGAGACGACGACACGUGCGUCGAUAUUGCGGUGGUGUGCCAGGUGCUGGUGAAUCGUCCCAGGAACAGGAAGUGAGAACUGGCGAACUGGAUGGACAGUUUAUAAUUGAUCCCGGGAGAAUCUCCGAGGAUAGGUUGGAUGACGUUAGACUGCGUUGCUUGCAUUAUCGUCAACAAAUUGAGGAGAGCAGAUUAGAGGAUAAUCAGAGAUGGAAGCUCAACCAGGUUGUCGGGGAAGCGAGUCGAGACGAGGUGGAGAGUAUUACGAGGAUAACGGGGAUUCACAGGACGUCGUUAACGACGGGUAUACGGAGGAACCCUCAUGACGUUAACAGGGAUAACUCGGGAUUUUCAUCGGGUUCAUCUGAGUGCCAUCGGGAUGACUUAUCGAGGUCUCCUGGUGUCGCUAGGUUUCGUCAGAGACGCAGAAUUCCAUCGUACUUUGCCACACUACUCGUUCUUUCCUACACGCUGUUUGGUAUUACAGACGCGUGCUCGUCGAGGUCGACGCCUAAACCAAGACCACCAACACCGACACCAAGACCCAACAUCACAUUCCACAUGUACACAUGUCCACCGGAUUAUGCGGAAUGGUACUGUCUCAACGGGGCAACGUGCUUCACCGUCAAAAUCCAAGAGUCACUUCUUUACAAUUGUUUAUGCGCCAAUGGGUUUAUAGGGCAAAGAUGUGAAUUUAAGGACUUGGAUGGUUCCUAUUUGCCUUCCAGACAAAGGGUAAUGUUGGAAACCGCCAGCAUCGCCGGAGGUGCCACUAUAGCAGUAUUUCUCGUCGUUAUUAUUUGUAUAGCGGCUUACAUUCACUGUAAACGUAAACAGAAAGAAUUACGAUCGAGUAAUAACUGCGCGGACACAGUGGAUGGUCCUGGGAGAGAUCCGGAGUUGAGGCCGUUCAGUAACCGCAGUCGCUCCCUCAUGAUCUUCAUGGCCAAGAACCAAAACUCCUCGUCGACGGCGAUGUGUCCCUCGAUAGAGCAAACCCGAAUGCCCGUAUGGAAUGACUACUCCCAGGUGGAAAUGACGAGACUAGCCUCGAUAAGCGAACCCAAACGCUCGAGUCAAUAGUCACCAAGGAAAUAAAUAAAUAAAUACAUCGACGAAAGCCAAUACUCUCACCAACUUUCUGCGCUUUUAUAUAUAAAUAAGAAGUAACAAAUCUAUAUAUUUAUAUACAAGCGACAGAAUUUCAACACCUUUAUCGAACAAUAAAAGGGGCAAAUUAUUCUCGCGUUUUUCUUUUAAACAGGGGGAGAGAUGAGAAAGAAGAAAUAUAUAUACUUAGUGACAAAAGGAAAUGAGUGAGGGAAAGGAAUAUUCACGAGGUUUUACUAUAUAUGUUUUUUUCGUUGCUCGUAUCUCCGACGACUUGCUCCUUCCUUUACCAAGUUUUGUCGUUUCAUGCUCAAUGAGCCUCAAGAGUGCCUUCCAAAGUGUCGGGGAAGGAAACGAGCUUUCAUCAAUCAUCAUUGUCCCCCAGAGUCUAGUGCGCAAACAACUGUGAAAAGAAACUCAAAGUUUUUUUUUAUUAUUUUUUUUUACUGUCAGAAAGAGGCGGACUUUUUCGAAAAAGAUGCAUAUGUAAUUUGUAUAUUUGUAGAUAGGAGUUUGAUAUUUAGCUCUCCCCCAAAUGCUCUGUUAUCACGACUGUUGUGAGUACUCAAUUCAUAAUCCCAAGCUUCACUCCAAUUUCCUUCCCUGGGAGGGGGAGAGGAGAGAGCAAAGGAACUGAGGUGAGAGAGAGAAGGGAAAAUGAUAAAAUGAAGCAGCUAUUCCCCAUACCCCUGCAGUAUUUUCUUUUGUUAAAUUUGGUGAGGCCUAGUCGUUACCAGUGGUAGAACAAUGAAAUUCAUGGGUGAACAGUACGGCGAGAUAACCUACGAGAGGGCCUCGAAAAAAAAAACAAUCAAAAUUA
Fopius arisanus is the source of this 3683-nucleotide messenger RNA. RefSeq lists its product as uncharacterized. The transcript has 7 exons. The record is from RefSeq and is a predicted model, not a curated record. Lineage: Eukaryota; Metazoa; Arthropoda; Insecta; Hymenoptera; Braconidae. Gene Ontology annotation, biological process: epidermal growth factor receptor signaling pathway. The coding region runs from base 1661 to 2836 and encodes 391 amino acids. Gene Ontology annotation, molecular function: epidermal growth factor receptor binding; receptor ligand activity.